Temnothorax curvispinosus is the source of this 1061-nucleotide messenger RNA. Its product is annotated as microsomal triglyceride transfer protein large subunit-like. Gene Ontology annotation, biological process: lipid transport; lipoprotein metabolic process. Gene Ontology annotation, cellular component: endoplasmic reticulum; Golgi apparatus; basolateral plasma membrane. The annotation marks the transcript as partial. Lineage: Eukaryota; Metazoa; Arthropoda; Insecta; Hymenoptera; Formicidae. The record is from RefSeq and is a predicted model, not a curated record. The transcript has 2 exons.
GAUCCUCGUCGCCUGCCUGGAGUGCCUGGCGUCGUCAUUGUCAGUCGACGCGCGACUCGCGAUCGGUGACGGUGUCGAACGUACGGUCCAUAUACGCAUACAUCCACACACGUGCACGCACACACACACACACAACACAUCUACCUCAAAGACCCACGAUGAUUUGUCGCGCGAUAACGAGUAACUACUGGAAAUUAUGCGUAAUACUUGCAGCCGUAGCUGGCGGCACCAGGGGCUGGGAGUUAGGAAGCGGCCACAAAUACACGCUGACGAACACGCUUAUCUUCAGAGAGGCCGAACCGCCGAAAUCCGGGGGUGACGUCGGCUACCGACUCACCGGCGAGCUGGACAUCACCGCCCUAUGGCAGGAUUCCAACGAUCCCAAUAUCUUUUUACUGAAAUUCGAGUUACUUUCACCGCAGUUAUGGAUCAAGUCCCGACGAGCCCCGGAACCGGAGGGCUUCGUGGAGCACUCGUCCAAGGUAGAACAGGUCGCCGAGAAGCCCUUCUUCAUUCUCUGGCGGCACGGCGACGUCGAGGCCGUGUACAUGGACCCGGCCGAGAGCGCGUCGUCCGCGAACCUGAAGCGCGGUCUAGCUAGUCUCUUCCAGUACCGAACGCUCGACGACGAGGUGCGCCAACGGGACGCCUCCGGCCUCUGCAACGUGGCCUACGUGACGUCCGGAGAUAACGUUAUCGAGAAACGAAAAACUGCCUGCGCGCACGGCACGUUGCCGCCGCCGAGGAAACAUCCGAACCCGGUGUUCGCCGUCAGACUCGAGAGCUAUCGCAAUUCCACGUACGUGCUGACACAGUCGCUGCUGCCGGAGCACGUGUUCGAUUACGAGACGCACAGGAUGACCUUGGUGGCCAAGUCCGACGUCGGGACGAGCGUCGUGUCGGAGAGAACGCUGAAACAGGCAGCUGGGAUCCCGAGCGCAACUGCGGUUCAGGCGAAUUCCGCGAAGCACGCGGUGAUGCUCCUCAAGCCUGAAUACAAAAAGACCGGCAUCGAGCUCCAACCGAUGCCCGCCACAUGUCCUGACGCCGGAUGUCCCACG